Dioscorea cayenensis subsp. rotundata (Guinea yam) is the source of this 2294-nucleotide messenger RNA. RefSeq names its product ATPase family AAA domain-containing protein FIGL1. The record is from RefSeq and is a predicted model, not a curated record. Bases 21 to 2108 code for a protein of 695 amino acids. Gene Ontology annotation, molecular function: ATP hydrolysis activity; ATP binding. The transcript is spliced from 14 exons. Lineage: Eukaryota; Viridiplantae; Streptophyta; Magnoliopsida; Dioscoreales; Dioscoreaceae.
CUCUCUCUCCCUCGAUAUCAAUGGCGGCUGGCGACGGAGCCGAUGCUGGGGAACGGAGCUGGAGGGGAGAUGCAGACGAGAGGCUGAAGAGGCUACACUCGCUGCUCUUCGGUGCCGAGCUUGCCCUCGAGCGAGGAGACCCUGCAAUGGCCCAAAUCCUCUCCCUCCGCCUCAUUGGCUUCCUCGAUUCUAAAACCCUCUCCUCCAUCGAUGCCGCAUACAUAGCUCCAAUCCGCGCCGACGCCUCAUCCAAGCUCGUCUCCGCUUCCCGUGCCCUAGCCUCUGACGCCGAUCGCCAAGCAUUUGAACAGGCUCGAAGAGAUUCAAGUCAUGUUUUUGUGAAAAGAGGGGACAUUGACAUGGAGAAGAUCAAGCAGUCCAAAUAUUUUCAGAAGUUCUUUCAAAAGUCCAAAGGACAUGCUGUCUGUGAACCGGUUCGUAUCACAUCACUGGGGUCCAAGUUGUUAGCUCAGCAGGAUUCUGUUCUCAGGGAAAAUAAUAAAUAUCAGGUUGAUCUGGUUGAGUCACCUCAUCAUCAGGAGAGUCUAAGGACCACAAAACCCAUGACACAGACAACACUAACAUCCAUAUAUGGCAGCAAGUUCUCAAAGCCAAAUAAUGUUUCUUACAGUAAGCUGCUGAGUUCUGAAAGUAGUAGAUAUGUUGAGUGCAUUGAUGUUGAGAAAGAGCAUGCAUCUUGCCAUAACCUUUUAAAAGCCAAUUCUGAACCGGUUGUAUUGCUAAUUGAUGCGAAAGAUAAACCUCAUGGUAUGGCUCAGAAAACAAAGCGGCGCCAUACAGAAUUUACUAGUCCAAUAUGUGAAAGCACAAGAUCUCCAACAAACAAUGAAGAAUUUAAUGCAGAUAUAUCUGUAAAUGGAUUUGUAACUGCAAGGACAAAACUGGAAAUGGAUGCAAAACAAAGGCAUGGUCUUAUUGGCAACCAAAGUCCUGUUGUUUCUCCAACAAAUGAUAAUAUAGGGGGGAAUAUAAGAAGAUAUGGCAUGCAGUAUGCUGCCAUAUCUCGCCGUGGUUUGCGUGGUAAUUUUGUCCCUCCUGUCAGAUCACAAGGGGGGGGAAGCACAUCUAAUAUGAUAGGAUCCAGGAUUUCUGGCAAGUCUGAUGAUGCUUUGGAAGAUUCAACUAGAAAAUGUUUGGAAAUGCUGUGUGGCCCUGAUGGCGAGCUUCCUGAGAAGUUAAGGAAUCUGGAGCCUCGUCUCAUUGAACACGUCAGUAAUGAGAUUAUGGACAAGGAUCCUAAUGUUCGGUGGAAUGACAUUGCUGGCUUGGAGCAUGCAAAGAAAUGUGUUGUUGAGAUGGUCAUAUGGCCUAUGCUACGCCCUGACAUAUUCCGUGGUUGCCGUUCUCCAGGAAGAGGUUUACUCCUCUUCGGUCCCCCUGGAACCGGUAAAACUAUGAUAGGAAAAGCUAUUGCUGGAGAGGCUAAAGCAACAUUUUUCUACAUUUCUGCUAGUUCAUUAACAAGCAAGUGGAUAGGUGAAGGUGAAAAGCUAGUGAGAGCACUUUUUGGAGUUGCAAGUUGCCGGCAGCCUGCUGUUAUAUUUGUUGAUGAAAUAGACUCACUAUUAUCUCAGCGCAAAUCAGAAGGUGAGCAUGAGUCGAGUAGAAGACUUAAGACACAAUUUCUAAUUGAAAUGGAAGGCUUUGAUAGUGGAAAUGAACAGAUUCUCCUUAUUGGAGCUACUAAUAGACCCCAGGAACUUGAUGAAGCAGCAAGGAGGCGACUUACAAAAAGGCUCUAUAUACCUCUCCCUUCUGCAGAAGCUAGAGCUUGGAUCAUCCGAAAUCUUUUGGAGAAAGAUGGUUUGUUUAAACUUUCAGAGGAAGAUACUGUUGCUAUCUGCAGGUUAACUGAAGGAUAUUCAGGGUCAGACAUGAAGAAUCUAGUAAAAGACGCAUCUAUGGGGCCACUAAGAGAAGCCCUGAGACGAGGAAUUGAGAUCACAAAGCUUCAGAAAGAAGAUAUGCGACCUGUUACUCUACAGGAUUUUGAGAAUGCAUUACAGGAGGUGAGGCCUUCUGUUUCCUCAAAUGAAUUGAAUACUUAUGAGGACUGGAACAGACAAUUCGGGAGCUUAGCUGUGUAGAAUAACAGAUAAUGAAAAGGCAAUAUGGAGGAAACCAUGAUCAAAAUUUUGCGUUUUGGUUUGUAACUUGUAAGCAUCACAUGCAUUAGAGACUUGAACUUUUGAACUAGUGACUUCUCUAUCAUGCCUAGUUCAUAUUAAAUCUGAAGCGCCUCUUGUUUUCUUUAACUUUCUCAUGUUAUAUAA